CUACCACUUCCAUUAAUAAAUGUUCUCAUUUGCUUUUAUACUCUCUCUCUCUCUCUCUCUCUCUCUCUCUCUUAUCUUCCUUUUCUCCGAUUUCAACUUUCAGCCAGCAUUGAGAUUUUCAGGAUCAUUCCGGCAAUGGAUUGAAGUUUGAUGUUUUCUCGUGGAGCUGGAUCUCUUCUGCCUCCGAAACUCUUUGUUGACUUUUUUCUGGGCUAAGGUUACUGUGAUUGAUCCCAUCAAUGGCUGCCGACAGUUGUUUCAUCCUUUCAAUCCUGAGCUUCAUGCUACUGGGUGAGCUGGGUCGAGUGUCUUUUGCAGCCAAUUAUGUGCCUACUGAUAAGAUUCUACUGAAUUGUGGAGGCCAGGAAGGGGCGACUGAUCUUGAUGGUAGGAAAUGGACGAGCGACAUCGGGUCUAAGUUCCUCCUCUCCACCACCAAGUCAUCCACCUCUUCUGCUGAUGCUCAAAAGCCCUCUGUCCCACAAACUCCUUACAUGUCCGCCCGUACCUUCCAGUCGGACUUCACUUAUAGUUUCCCUGUGGCAUCUGGUAGGAAAUUCCUCCGCCUCUAUUUCUAUCCUGCUACUUAUAACAACCUCAACGCCACAAACUCACUCUUCUCUGUAAGUGUGGGACAAUUCACACUGCUGCAUAACUUCAGUGCAUCACAGACUGCUCAAGCUCUCAACUAUGAUUACCUGCUGAAGGAGUUCUCCAUUAACGUCCCGUCCGAGACUCUGAAUGUGACGUUCUCACCAUCCCCAAACUCUUUCGCUUUCGUCAAUGGCAUUGAGGUAAUUUCACACCCUGACAUUUACAGCACUGCUGACGGGACUACCACGAUUGUCGGGCAACAAUCUGCCACCUUCAUCAUUGACAAUAGUACCGCCCUAGAGAAUCUUUACCGCGUGAAUGUUGGCGGCAAUGUGAUAUCGCCGUCGAGAGACACUGGAAUGUAUAGGUUGUGGGACGAAGAUACAAAAAACAUUUUUGGGGCAGGGCUCGGGGUCACGCAGACUGCAGAUGAUUAUAAUCUGACAAUCACUUACCCGCAAGGAAUGCCGAGCUAUGUUGCCCCGGUGGAUGUGUAUAGAACUCUUAGAUCAAUGGGUCCAAAUGCGAGCGUGAAUGCAAAUUACAAUUUGACAUGGUAUUUUUCGGUUGAUUCAGGGUUCUCCUACCUUGUAAGACUCCACUUCUGUGAGAUCACUAACAUCAUUACUAAGAUCAACCAGAGGGUUUUUAUAAUUUACCUGAACAAUCAGACUGCUGAGCCAGAAGCCGAUGCAAUAGCUUGGGCGGGCCGAAAUGGGGUCCCCACUUUCAAGGAUUACGUGGUGUCCGUUCCUCCCGGGGUUCCACAAGUGGAUCUUUGGCUUGAAUUGCAUCCCAAACCUGGAGCCAAUUAUCUAGAUGCAAUCUUGAAUGGAUUGGAGAUAUUCAAAAUAAGCGACAGUACAGGAAAUCUCGCAGGUCUGAAUCCGAUCCCUUAUGUGCAACCACACAUUGAACCGUUCAUUCGCCCUUCCUCACGGGGAGAUUCAAAGAAUAAUAACAAAGCAGCUAUUGGCGGAGGGGUAGGUGGUGGAAUUGCUGCUUUCCUACUCAUUGGCUUGGUCAUUUGUAUCUUCUCUCGCCGCCACAUCCACAGGAAGGAUUCCUCAAGCACAAGCGAUGCACAAUCUGGUUGGCUUCCUCUUUCCUUGUAUGGAAAUUCACAUUCUUCUGCUUCUGCCAAGACAAACACCACUGGAAGCUAUGCCUCCUCACUUCCGUCAAACCUUUGCCGGCACUUCUCAUUUGCUGAGAUCAAGGCUGCCACUAAAAACUUUGAUGAAUCUCUUCUCCUUGGAGUUGGAGGUUUUGGCAAUGUGUAUAGAGGAGAAAUUGAUGGGGGAACAAAAGUUGCUAUUAAACGUGGUAACCCUCUCUCUGAACAAGGCAUUCAUGAAUUCCAGACCGAAAUCGAAAUGCUUUCUAAACUUCGUCAUCGCCACCUUGUAUCUUUGAUUGGUUACUGUGAGGAGAACUGUGAGAUGAUCCUUGUCUAUGAUUACAUGGCAUACGGGACCCUUCGUGAACACCUCUAUAAGACCCAAAAGCCGCCGCUACCGUGGAAGCAAAGGCUUGAGAUCUGCAUUGGUGCUGCCCGUGGCCUUCACUAUCUCCACACCGGCGCGAAACACACGAUUAUCCACCGCGACGUGAAAACUACCAACAUCCUCUUGGACGAGAAGUGGGUGGCGAAGGUUUCUGAUUUCGGGUUGUCAAAAACGGGUCCCACUUUGGAUCACACCCAUGUGAGUACAGUGGUGAAAGGGAGUUUCGGGUAUCUGGAUCCGGAAUACUUUAGACGACAGCAACUCACCGAAAAAUCUGAUGUCUAUUCAUUUGGGGUCGUCCUUUUUGAGAUAUUAUGUGCACGCCCAGCUUUGAACCCUACCCUACCAAAGGAGCAGGUGAGCUUAGCGGAAUGGGCGGUGCAUUGCCACAAUAAGGGUAUUCUUGACCAGAUCACUGACCCUUAUUUGAAAGGCAAGAUAGCACCCGAGUGCUUCAAGAAAUUUGGGGAGACGGCUGUGAAGUGCGUGUGCGAUGUGGGGACAGAUAGGCCAUCAAUGGGAGAUGUGCUUUGGAACCUUGAGUUUGCACUACAACUUCAAGAGAGUGCAGAGGAGAGCGGGAAGGGUAUUGUGAAAAUUGACGGGGAGGAGGAGGAGAAGGGGUUCGGCGUCAUGAUGGGCAAAGCAAAGGAUGUAUCAUCAUCACCCCCCAUCGGCUUUGAUGGAAGCGUGACGACCACUGAUUCAAGAAGCAGUGGCAUAUCAAUGAGUAUAGGCGGUCGGAGUGUUGCCAGCGAGGACUCAGACGGGCUGACACCAAGUGCCGUCUUCUCACAGAUUAUGAACCCAAAGGGCCGUUGAUGACACGAGUCCUUGAUGACCAAUCAAUGUAUGUACACUAUAUUCUUUUCCACCCACUGUUUAUUAUACUUCUAUUUUGAUACAAUUUCCUUUAGUUAAUCCUUGUGUUUCUUUAAUAUAAGCAAAAAUCUUCUGUAACCUUUUGAAUUUGCAGCUUGAGGGCACGAAAUGUGCUUUUUUCUUUGUACCCAUAACUGUUAAGAGAUUGUUUGGCUGUGAUAUUUUCAUUUGUAAUUAUUUACCUUAUACUUCUGAGGACUAUUGAUUCUUAUGGACUACACGUUAUUUAUUUUGUUUUCUUGGCUGCAUAAAAAUUGAUUCUUGGU
Messenger RNA from Cuscuta campestris, 3250 nucleotides. NCBI's taxonomy places the organism in Eukaryota, Viridiplantae, Streptophyta, Magnoliopsida, Solanales, Convolvulaceae. The record is from the annotation of a GenBank genome assembly.